This is a messenger RNA of Prorocentrum cordatum, 1761 nucleotides long. The record is from the annotation of a GenBank genome assembly. NCBI's taxonomy places the organism in Eukaryota, Dinophyceae, Prorocentrales, Prorocentraceae.
AUGGCCCUGCUGCUGCGCGGCCAGCUGCGCCUGGUCCGCUCGGCCAGGCCACUGCUGGUCGCUCGCGCUGCGGCAGCGCCACAGCGGCAGGCCGCGAGGGCCCUCGCCGCUGCCGCGGACCCCUACGCGGACAAGGGCGACCCCUACAGGUCGCGCGGCCAGGGCGGCGACCCCUACGGGCGCGGCGCGCCCCGGCGCCCGCGCGACGUGCCCGGGCCGCCAGGAGGCGGCUUCGAGGGCGGCAGGGGGCGCGACGGCGGCGGCUUCGGCGGGGGCCGGGGACGCGACGGGGGCGGCUUCGACGGGGGCAGGCAGUUCGACGGGCCCCGAGGUGGAGGCGGCCGGCCUAGCGGCAGCCAUGGCGGCGGCGGCGGUUUCGACACCGGCGGCAUGCCCGACCGCAUGUCGCAGGUGGGGCAGAACCUGAAGAAGUUGAAUUGGCAGGAUGAGGAGCUGGUGACGAUCCAGAAGGACUUCUACCAGCAGCAUGAGGCCAUCGCUGGCAUGAGCGAGGAACAGGUCGUCGCUGCCAUGAAGCAGUUGGACGCCCAUGUCGAGGGGAAGAAACCUCACCCGAGGCCAGUCAUGUCCUUCGAGCACUUCAGCAUUUCAGGUGAUUUGAUGAAGGGCAUCACGAACGCGGGCUUCCCGAAGCCCUCACCGAUUCAGUCUAUCGGCUGGCCCACAGCCCUGUCAGGGCGCGACAUGGUCGGCAUCGCGCAGACAGGGAGCGGCAAGACUUUAGCAUACCUGAUGCCAGGCCUCGUGCACAUCGCGUCGCAGCCCCCGCUGCGCCCGGGCGACGGGCCUGUGGCCCUCGUGAUGGCCCCCACCCGCGAGCUGGCGAUGCAGAUUCAGGUCGAGGCGGACAAGUUCGCGGGUCCCACCCGCAUCCGCAACACCGCGGUGUUCGGCGGGGUCAGCCGCUACGGGCAGGCUGCGGACCUCCGGCGUGGCGUCGAGAUCGUCAUCGCCACCCCCGGCCGCCUGCUCGACUUCUUGGAGGGCGGGGUCACCAACCUGAAGCGGGUGUCUUACCUCGUCCUGGACGAGGCCGAUCGCAUGCUCGACAUGGGGUUCGAACCGCAGAUCCGCAAGGUCGUCUCGCAGAUCCGCCCAGACCGCCAGACGUUGCUGUACUCCGCCACGUGGCCCAAGGAGAUCCAGCGCCUGGCCAGGGACUUCUGCCGGGAAGACCCUGUCAAGGUGACGAUCGGCUCGGAAGAGCUGUCUCUGAACCCCAACAUCACCCAGCAGAUAGAAGUCGUGGGCGAGUUCGAGAAGCGGGACCGGUUCAUGGCCUUCAUGAAGGAAGCUGCCAGUGGCGACAACAGGGUACUGGUCUUCACAGAGACCAAGAGGGGCGCCGACUCGCUCUGCAGAGAGCUGCAGUACCAGCAGCUGUCGGCCGCGGCGAUACACGGCGACAAGGACCAGAGGACUCGGGACCGCACGCUGGGCGAGUUCAAGUCCGGCCGGACCAACAUCCUGAUAGCCACGGACGUGGCCCAGCGCGGCCUUGACAUCAAGGACGUCAGGUACGUCGUGAACUACGACGUGCCGAAGACGCUGGAGGACUACAUCCACAGGAUCGGCCGCACGGGGCGGGCCGGGGCCAAGGGGACGGCCGUCUCCUUCUUCCCCGCGGACGCCUACACGCCGGACGUCAUCCGCAUGGCGCGCGCGAUCGCGAAGUGCAUGCGGGACAUCGGCCAGUCGCCCCCGCGUGCCCUGGUGGACAUCUCGGGCGCCCGGCGCUGA